AUGGCGGAAGAUGAGAACGAAGACAUCCAGGAGCGCCUCAAGGCCGCGCUCUGGUUCGCCAUAGGCAAGAUGGUCGAUGAGGAGUCGAUGAGGCGCAACAGGAAUGCAACUCCCCAGUUCAUCGGCGCCCUCACCGAGAUGGUCUGGGCGCAGAUUGGUCAGUCCUGUGCCCUUAACAUCCCUGAAGAAAACGUGGCGAUUGACUUGGAGAGUUUCAGCAAGCAUGCUGGCAGAACCACAGUCACAACUGAUGACGUACUCCUGCUAGCUCGCAGGAAUCAGGAUCUUCACGGCAUCAUCAAAGAGUUCGUUGAUGAGCAAAAGGCUGCAAAGGUCACGAAGGGCAAGGGAAGAGCUUGA
Thyridium curvatum is the source of this 360-nucleotide messenger RNA. RefSeq lists its product as uncharacterized. Bases 1 to 360 code for a protein of 119 amino acids. The record is from RefSeq and is a predicted model, not a curated record. Gene Ontology annotation, biological process: replication fork processing; resolution of meiotic recombination intermediates. Gene Ontology annotation, cellular component: Fanconi anaemia nuclear complex; FANCM-MHF complex. The transcript has 3 exons. Gene Ontology annotation, molecular function: protein heterodimerization activity; chromatin binding. Lineage: Eukaryota; Fungi; Ascomycota; Sordariomycetes; Thyridiales; Thyridiaceae.